Messenger RNA from Cyprinus carpio (common carp), 1393 nucleotides. It is a transcript of the gene spata6l, whose product is annotated as spermatogenesis associated 6-like. The record is from RefSeq and is a predicted model, not a curated record. NCBI's taxonomy places the organism in Eukaryota, Metazoa, Chordata, Actinopteri, Cypriniformes, Cyprinidae. Gene Ontology annotation, molecular function: myosin light chain binding. Gene Ontology annotation, biological process: spermatogenesis.
UAGGCGUCAGUUAACAGGUUAAAAUACGUGGCGUAAAAGAAUCACUGAGUUGUGUUUGAACUGAUUCUUUGAAAUGAACCGUUCGAAGGAACCGAAUCGCGGAAAUGAGCCAGACUUCCAACGAUGCCAUGGAAACGCGACGCUUUCCUGGACUCACCGUGUUAUGAACGACCUCAGUUUGUUAGUUAGCGGUAACAAGACGAAACAUGCUUCGAAAAGCAGUGAAAGUGGUCGCUGAACUCCACCUGAGAGCGAUAAGCUGUCCAGGAGUGCAUCUACCCGCCAAAGAUGAUGUUUACGUCAGUGUGAGUCUGAUGAAUAAAUACAGGAAGACUGAAUGUCUCCCUGCAGUGUUUCCAUUACUGAUCCGGGAGAAAAUCAGGUUUGAAAAGAUACUGAACUAUGCCACCGACCCUUCAGCAAUAGCAGAGCUCCUGCAGUGUGAAACAGUGAAAAUUGAACUCAUUCAGUUGAUUCCUCCAGCUGGAGAAAUACUGGCCAGUUUUGAAGAAGAUGCUCGAAGUUUUCUUUUCCCAGAGCCGAAGCUUGUCCCAUCUUUCUCUGGAGUAGAGAGAGAGGUAUUGAUGACACGGCAUCCCACUUUUCCUGGUAUCUCUCCAAGAUUAGAGUUCUCCACAAAGACAACAUUCAGUGAAAUCUCCAGUGACAAUGGUUUCCUGACCGUUCCUGUGAGGGCAAUGACGAGAAAAACCUCCAAAAAGUCACUGAAACAGGGCAGCACCUCAUCCCGAAAACAUCUCUCUUUUGCUCCAUGCAGUCAAAGAGAGCAUCACGACAGAGAUCAGGUUCAAAGGUCACGUGGACAGUCUUCUUCCCAUUAUUCACCUGUCUCUGCCAGAAACUCCAGAUUAAGGAGUUUGUCACCACAUCAAUCAAACCCAUCAGGAGAAGCAAGAGACCAAAGAAGAAGCUAUUCCAGAACUUGGAUGGCUGAUCAAGACUCUUCAGACACAGACGAUCUCCUCGACUACGCAGAGGAAGUGAGCCGUCAUCAUUCCCUCGUGGGAUAUGAGGGAUCUUCCAGACACUCCAGUACGGAUUGCCAGAGGCACAAUGGAUCUCUCUUGGGUUCUCCUGACCUGUGGGAGGAGGUUCAGGAACGGGUUCAGAGCCUUUUAACAUCUCCCAAAGCGGUUCAUAGACUAGCCUGUGGUGCCACGGACUCUGAGAUAGACGAGGUAUUGAGACGCAGAUCUGUUUUGGCCCACUCAUGCCCGUUCUAAACACCAGCGUGUGCUAUAAGAAAGUGAUGAAUCAGAGGACUGUGUGAUUUCUUGUGGCAUUGCAUCUUUUUCCAUUCAAUUACGAGUGUGUUUGUUUGUAGUUGUGUUUGUAUUGCAGCUUUGAAAUGAAACAGUAUAUUUCUAGUGUU